AAAAAGAGAAAAGAAUGAAAAAUACAAAAGGAAACCCCAAACAUCAAUACCAAGAAUAUAAAACUCAAACCUCUGAAGCCGCCUGGUUGUGAGGUUGAGGAAAGCACAUGUGUUUCGGCUAUGCUGCCGGCAGGUGGACUCUGAAAGGCCUUAUAGAACUGGUGCUUCCUGUGGAGGCAGGCAGAAGAACAAAGCUCGUGGAGGUGCCUUUUCUCCUCCUUGCCCCACUCUACUAAACCGUGGCCUCCGAUUCCCUGACACCGCCCAGGGGAGCGAGAUGAAGUGGAAGAGGAUUGUUAUCUUCGCUAUCCUGCAGGCACAGCUCCCAAUUACAGAUGCUGUACCAAUUUUUGGACUGACAGACCCAAGACUCUGCUACUUGCUGGAUGGAUUCCUCUUCAUUUACGCAGUCAUCAUGACAGCACUUUUUGUGAAAGCUAAGCUCAGCCAAGCCCCUGAGCCACAGCUGCAGCCGGGCCAGGAGGAUCUGUAUAAUAAACUGUCUCAUGGGCGCAGAGAAGACUAUGAUGUUCUGGGGGUGAAGAGAGGUGCAGACCCUGAGAUGGGUGGGAGACACCAGCAGAAAAGAAGGACCCCUCAGGACACUGUCUACACUUCACUGCAGAAGGACAAGAUGGGAGAGGCGUACAGUGAAAUUGGAAAGAAGGGAGAGAGGCGGCGAGGCAAAGGGAACGAUGGUGUUUACCAGGGGCUCAGUGCAGCAACCAAGGACACAUAUGAUGCACUCCAGAUGCAGCCUUUGCCCCCCCGCUAAGUGGGAGUCACAGAAGGGAUGGGCAAAAGUGAGAGAUGCCCAUCUGCUUCGGGGAAGGAGGGAAGGAAAAGCCUUUUUGUCCAGGCAGCGUGCAUUUUCUCAGUGCAACAGACCACUUUGGUUUGUGCACAGAGGGAAUACCUCUGGACUUGGUCAGUCCCUUCUUCUUUCCCUCUUGAAUUAUGUAACUGCAAGCUUUAGCUAUUAAAAUGUAUAUAUCUGUAAAGUAACUUCCAGUGAUAGCAGUUAUUAGGAUGAUUUUUGUUAAGAUUUGUGUUGUGGGCCCAGAUCAAAUCCCUGGGUUCUCCUGUUGACUGAGCUGUUUCCCUAGCUCUCACUUGCCUUCCAGGGGUAUCAAGUCAAAUCAAAAUUAUGAUUCUGCUGCAUUUAAAGACCCUUGUAAGGAUAAGGCUGUAGUUAUUUCCUGCAUUAUUUAUGAUAAAAAUAUUUCACACAGGCCAGCUAAAUUUUUAGUUUAAAUUUACCUUUUAGAAAUUGCUUUAACAGGAGAUAGGGUUUUUUCUUUAACUGUAAAAAGUGAUGCAAUGUUCCUGUAGUGAAGGACAGAGGCUGAAGUCCAGCUGUACCUAGUACGAAGCAAAUCAGCACUAAACUCCAACAAAAGAUCACGUAAUGGCCGUGCCACUCAUUUGGCAAAUGGAACUAAAGAGCCAGAUAACCAGUAUAAGAAAUUUUUCAGAGAAGGUACCCCCGUUACAGUGAAAAUGAGGAGAAUAGAUUCUAAAAGGGAGUAAUAUUGAAGAACCCAGAAAACUUCAUACUAGAGAAUACCAUUUGGCCAAAGGAUGUAUUUGCUUCACUUCUGCGCUUCUCCUUUCCAACAUCUACAAACGUCACUGCACAACAGUCUCCCUGUAUAAAGGUUUUUGUGAUAAUUCUAAUGUAAAACAAACCAAAAUAAUAAUUUGCUGUCGAUAUCUACUUUGUAUUCAAGCCAAUGGAAGUGCAAUUUCAAACCCAGUCUACCAUUAAGGUACUAUUAAAAGGUGACGCAGAUGUGGUAGCAGUCAAUAAUGUAACACAUUUUUGAUGAAUAAAGGUAGUGGCAACAAGG
Rhea pennata is the source of this 1850-nucleotide messenger RNA. It is a transcript of the gene CD247, whose product is annotated as CD247 molecule. Gene Ontology annotation, biological process: T cell receptor signaling pathway. Gene Ontology annotation, cellular component: membrane; alpha-beta T cell receptor complex. The transcript is spliced from 8 exons. The record is from RefSeq and is a predicted model, not a curated record. NCBI's taxonomy places the organism in Eukaryota, Metazoa, Chordata, Aves, Rheiformes, Rheidae. The coding region runs from base 278 to 775 and encodes 165 amino acids. Gene Ontology annotation, molecular function: transmembrane signaling receptor activity.